GUUUUUCUGUCAAUUUCAGCUCGACUUAUGCAGAGUGUAUAAUUCACAAUUAUUGUUGUUUGUUUGCCCUAGAAAGUUGAUUUUGUUCUGAAAGAGUGUUGUAUUUAUUUCGUUGCAUAGAAAACUAAGGAUUGUUUCUAUUAAACUGUUAUUUUUCACGCUAAUUGUACUCAAAAUCCUAACUUAAAAAGGUUUUUACCCAAUUCUUGACGCUAAAGAUAACAAUGCCCAAAAAUACCAAGCGAAGGGUGCAGGAUCUACUUUCCACCAUCCAGAAAAACUCCAACGUGCAGUAUCUGGCCGAGUUGAAAACCAUUGCCCCCGGAGCGACGGGCAAGGAUCUCACCGAGAAGCAGAAACUCGCCUUCCAGGCCAUGAUGCGGAUCGCCCUCGAUCCGGAAGAGAAAUCCUGGACCAAGCGCAAGGAAAAGCUGGAUCGCCAGAGGGCGGCUAGGAUUGAGGCGGAGACGGAAUACAGGCGACUGGCGGAGAUCAAGAAGCAAUACGACGAGAGGAAGGCGCUUCCGAAGAGGGAAUCUCUGAAGUUGAAGGUUAUGAAAAUUCGCGCCAAAAGAAUAUUCCCAACGAAACGGGAGAGACGGGAGGAUCCCGCAAGGCGGUAUGGGUUUAUCCCGCGAUCGCAGAAGAAAACCGACCUCUCGGACUACGGCAAAGUCUGAGCAAAGGACUGCACUGCUGGUGGACGCAUAAGUGUCGCAUGUGCAUUUUUGUCGAAAAUAAGAUUUUAUUGAACGUCAUCAUUUUCAGAAUACGUAGGUGGCAAACACUUUUUUUUUUUGUUCUGUAAAAUACCGAAGAAAUCUUAAGUCGAACUGUCCCAUUAGGAGAAACGAACGCUUUACAGUCCCAGCGGAAAAAUGGACGUAAAACGGUUCCACUGCAGUAAUACAAAUUUUUAUAUGGCGCAGGUACCAAUGGUUGUAAUGUACCAGUAAAUUGGACAAUGGAAUAAAUCGUAUAUUUUUCGAUAAAAACGA
Messenger RNA from Aedes aegypti (yellow fever mosquito), 998 nucleotides. RefSeq lists its product as uncharacterized. The transcript has 2 exons. The record is from RefSeq and is a predicted model, not a curated record. Lineage: Eukaryota; Metazoa; Arthropoda; Insecta; Diptera; Culicidae. The coding region runs from base 225 to 680 and encodes 151 amino acids.